AUGAGCUACCCAGCCAGACCAUACAACACUGGGCCCUCAGAGAACGCUCCUUUGCUUGGUGUCCCGACCCAACCCGCCCCUUAUCCAGGACCGUUAUCUCCAUCGCCAUACGCGAAUGACGCCCCGAACGCGCGCAAGCCGCCGAAUGACAGAUACGAGGAGAGCAGACAUACCCGUAGACGUACAAUAGCAGCGUGUUGUAUCGUUACGGUGUUUAUUAUUGCACUUGCUGUAUUUCUUGGAAUUUGGGAGAGCGGGAUUACAGACUCAGACCCGCGAGCCGUCGCACACGACGUUUUAGCACAUUCACCUGUCAUAGAUGGGCACAUUGACCUACCAGAGCUCGUUCGUGUUCUUUACAGAAAUAAUAUUUCUGCUUUCGAUUUGCGGAAACGAAUGCCUGGGCAUGUUGACAUUCCAAGACUCCGUGAAGGUCAAGUCGGUGGAUUCUUUUGGUCUGUGUAUGUUGACUGCAAGCCAGAAAACGAGAACUUCACGAGGCCUUCAUACCGCGUUCGCGACACUCUAGAACAAAUCGACGUCACGCACCUCCUCAUAGACGAGUACUCCGACACCUUCCAAUUUGCAGGCUCAGCAGCAGACAUCCGUUCCGCACUCCGAAAGAAGAAAAUCGCAAGUCUAAUCGGUGUAGAAGGUGCACACCAACUAGGCAACUCCCUAGCCGUCCUCAGACAGUACUACGCUCUCGGUGCACGGUACCUUACACUGACACAUGCCUGCAACAACGCAUUUGCAGACUCUGCUGGAAUUUUUGACCCGCCGAAGCCGGUUCAUGGUGGACUCAGCCCGUUGGGCGAGUCACUUGUGUAUGAGAUGAAUAGACUCGGGAUGUUUGUGGAUCUGUCGCAUGUUAGUGAUGAUACUGCAAGACAAGCACUUGCCCUGUCAGCGGCACGAGGUGCUCCGGUGAUUUGGAGCCACUCAUCUGCGAGAGCUGUUCAUAAUGUACCAAGGAAUGUCCCGGAUGACUUGUUGGAGAUGCUGACCAUGGAUGACGAUGCUAUGGCAAGGUGGAGAGGGAAGACCGAUGGUGUCGUCAUGGUUAAUUUCGCACCCUACUUCAUUGCACCUGAAGGCCAGGCCACGCUCGCUCGUGUAGCGGACCAUGUAGAACACAUCGGAAAAGUCGCAGGGAGAGAGCAUGUCGGGCUCGGUAGUGACUUUGACGGCAUUGGUGCUGCACCAACAGGCUUAGAAGACGUCUCAAAGUAUCCAGACCUCAUCGCGGAACUCUACGCCCGCGGCUGGUCCCGUGUCGAGCUCGCAGGACUCGCAGGCGGGAAUCUCCUACGCGUCAUGGAGCGCGCGGAACGCGCAGCACUGCAGAUGCAGCGUGACGGAGACAAACCUGCGAUGGAUGUGUAUGACAAGAGAACGGACUUACCUGAGAGGGAGAUACCUAUAUAAGAAUAAGGGGAUUUAGGUCUUGUUGUGCUGCUUCAUUUAAUUUUUGGUUUAGCCUUUGUCUCGUUAUUGUCGCGGUCGCUUCAGUUGUGACUGUUUUCAGUACCUGUUUUGGACUUCUCUACAAGCUCAUACAAAGCUCAUGACGUGACGCCUGCGCAGUCUGGGUAUGCUCAUGUACGCUCUUAGAUCACGUAAGUAACUAUAGCGCAGUGCUACAAGU
Molecule: messenger RNA, 1648 nt
Organism: Fomitiporia mediterranea MF3/22
Lineage: Eukaryota; Fungi; Basidiomycota; Agaricomycetes; Hymenochaetales; Hymenochaetaceae
Exons: 7
Coding region: 1-1428 (475 amino acids)
Biological process (GO): proteolysis
Molecular function (GO): metallodipeptidase activity
Source: RefSeq, a predicted model, not a curated record